Messenger RNA from Fundulus heteroclitus (mummichog), 1247 nucleotides. RefSeq names its product regulator of calcineurin 3 (gene rcan3). The transcript is spliced from 5 exons. Gene Ontology annotation, molecular function: calcium-dependent protein serine/threonine phosphatase regulator activity; nucleic acid binding. The record is from RefSeq and is a predicted model, not a curated record. Gene Ontology annotation, cellular component: nucleus; cytoplasm. NCBI's taxonomy places the organism in Eukaryota, Metazoa, Chordata, Actinopteri, Cyprinodontiformes, Fundulidae. The coding region runs from base 223 to 948 and encodes 241 amino acids. Gene Ontology annotation, biological process: calcium-mediated signaling.
GGCGGGGUGGUUUUGCGCGGCGAUCACGCCCAAUGGCCAUCCGCGGACGACAAACGCCCACGCAUCCGACGACACCCACGAAAAUAAGAGCGUCACCAAUCCGGUUCAUUCAGCAAAAAGUCACGGGAAGAUUGCGAUUUGCUUCCGUUUGCGAUGGAGCGUCCUGGUCACUUUCACUGACGGCGGCGCGCUCCAGCAGUAAUCGCCUGCCAAGGAUUCAACAUGCUCCGAGAGAACUUUAAGGCGUGGAGCAACGGCUCGGAGGCUUACAGCAGUGAUCCUGAGGAGGACGAGGAGGAGGAGGAGGACGAGGAAGAGGAGGACAUGGUGUUCGGGGAGAGCGACCAGGAUGGCAUGGCGGAGGAGAUGAUGGACCUGAGUGACCUUCCCUCAGCGCUCUUUGCGUGCAGCGUCCACGAAGCCGUGUUUGAGCAGGACGCACACCGGGAGAGGUUUGAAGCGCUGUUCAGGAUCUACGAUGACCAGGUCACUUUCCAGUUGUUCAAAAGCUUCAGGAGAGUCCGGAUCAACUUCAGCACCCCAGAGGCGGCGGCCCGCGCCCGCAUCGAGCUGCACGAGUCCGAGUUCAACGGCAAGAAGCUAAAACUCUACUUUGCUCAAAUCCAGAACGGCGACGAGGACAUCGACAAGUCCUACCUGGCGCCUCCCCAGCCGGUCAAACAGUUUCUGAUCUCGCCGCCCGCCUCCCCGCCGGUGGGCUGGAGUCAGAGUGAAGAUGCCACGCCCGUCCUCAACUAUGACCUGCUCUGCGCUGUAGCUAAGCUAGGACCCGGUGAAAAGUACGAGCUCCACGCGGGGACAGAGUCCACCCCCAGCGUGGUCGUCCACGUGUGCGAGAGCGAGACGGAGGAGGACGACGCCGUGCGGCCAAAGCAGCAGAUCGUCCAGACCAGACGUCCCGACGGGCCUCCGGCAGUCCUCAACUAAACGGGGGAACCAGACCCCGCCUCCUUGGCCACACGACAGCGGCGCGGCACACCGACCGCACCCUUUAAAACCCGUGACACACCUGUCCCCCCACCCCCACACCCCCAAACCCCUCUUUCUCUCUCUCUCUCGUCUCUGCAUUCACAGAGAGCGUCGACGCCCCUCAUUUCAGUUCCAACUACAAGCGAAAAACAAACCAACGAACAUUGCUUCGACAGACGGACGUUUGUGGGGAGCGUGGCGACGGAAUGAGGCGGCUGGAAGGGAAUGGAUGAGAACCCCCCCCCACACACACACAC